GAACUAGACCAAUUUCAGAUUACUUCAAGUCUUCAAGUAGCUUAACAUGGCACGACGCAGUGCUGGUCUGGUUCUCAUUGCCUUUUUCGUUUUUCCCAGCAUGGUUUUGGGGUUUACAGAAUUUGUUGUUGGAGGUAACGACGGCUGGAAAGCUGGAGUAGUUGAUUACUCUGCUUGGGCUUCUGGCUAUACGUUUAGUGCUGGAGAUGUUUUAGUUUUCAAUUAUUGGGACACAACUGAAUAUAAUGUCGUUGUAGCAACUGGUUCUGAUACAUUUGAUAAAUGUGUUUCAACUCCAAACUUGGGUUUUUAUGAUACUGGCCAUGAUGUGCUAACGUUGACAGAUGCUGGGAACUACUAUUUCUUCUGUGAUGAGCACUGUGAAUAUGGCGAGAUGAAAUUUAUGAUAACUGUAAGCUAAUUGUUACUCGAUCGAUCAUGUUUUCCUUUGUCUCCACCGCACAAAUAGAAGAACAUGUACGUACAGAAAGUCUACUCGAUCUCUUUAGAUUGCUUGUUUUUAGUCCGAAAUGAUCAAAAUUUAUGUAUCAUAUAUUGCUGAAAAAUAAAAUAUCUAUACCAUAUAUA
Molecule: messenger RNA, 588 nt
Organism: Rosa rugosa (rugosa rose)
Lineage: Eukaryota; Viridiplantae; Streptophyta; Magnoliopsida; Rosales; Rosaceae
Product: blue copper protein 1b-like
Exons: 2
Coding region: 47-421 (124 amino acids)
Cellular component (GO): plasma membrane
Molecular function (GO): electron transfer activity
Source: RefSeq, a predicted model, not a curated record